Mercurialis annua (annual mercury) is the source of this 2028-nucleotide messenger RNA. RefSeq names its product ent-kaurene synthase-like 2. The record is from RefSeq and is a predicted model, not a curated record. The coding region runs from base 1 to 2028 and encodes 675 amino acids. The transcript has 13 exons. Gene Ontology annotation, molecular function: magnesium ion binding; terpene synthase activity. Lineage: Eukaryota; Viridiplantae; Streptophyta; Magnoliopsida; Malpighiales; Euphorbiaceae. Gene Ontology annotation, biological process: diterpenoid biosynthetic process.
AUGAGUAAACAUCAAAAAAAUAAUGGGUCAUUUUUCAAUUCUCCCUCAGCAACUGCAGCUUUGUUUUAUAAUCAUAAUCAACAAUGUUAUGAUUACUUGACCACACUCUUAAACAAUAAUGACAAUGCAGUUCCCACAACUUAUCCAUCAGAAAUAUAUAGCCAGCUUUGUGCAGUUGAAAAUAUUCAGAAGUUAGGAAUCGAUGAUAGAUAUUUCAGAAUAGAAAUAGAUAAUACUUUGGAUAACAUAUACAGAUUAUGGAUGCAAAAAGAUGAAGAAAUAUAUUUAGAUGUGAAUUGUUGUGCUUUAGGAUUUCGUCUAUUAAGAUUGGAAGGAUACGAUGUUUCUUCUGAUGUGCUAGCACAUGUCUCCGAAGAAGAAUAUUUUUUCAAUUCAUUAGAAGUUUGGACAAGUUCUUUCUUGAAACAACAACUACUCACAGAUGCCAUUAAAGAUUCUAAACUACAUGAAGAGGUUAGUCAUGCUCUAAGAUAUCGUUAUGAUAGUUUAAAUUUCCUUGAGAUGAGAUGGGAAAUAGAGCAACAAAAGACAAAUAGUGUUCAACUUCUGAAAACAUCUUAUAGUCUUAAUUAUAAUAAUAGUGAGCUAUUGACGCUGGCAAUCCAACAAUAUAACAUGUGCCAAUUGUUGUAUCAAAAAGAAUACCAAAAUCUUGAGAGAUAUGUUAAGGUUUGUAGAUUUGAAGAACUGAAUUUUGCAAGGGUUAUGCUACUUAAUUGCUACUACACAACCUCUGCAAUCUUAGUUGCUCCUGAACUAACCGAUGCUCGAAUAUCCACUAUCAAAAAUUGUAUUCUAGUUACUGUUGUUGACGACUUCUUUGAUAUUGCUGGUUCCAAGGAAGAAUUGGAAAAUCUAGUUCAAUUAGUCCAAAGGUGGGAGGAAACUUCAACUAUUGGCUACCGCUCUGAGCAAGUUAAGAUCAUUUUUUCAGCACUAGAAGGUAUGAUUAAAGAGCUUGAUGCUAUUGCGUUCAAACAUCAUGGAAGAAGUGUUGAGCAUCAGUUGGUCAAAAUAUGGGAUGAAUUGCUCAAGUCUAUGAUGAAAGAAGCUGCAUGGGCCGGAGAGAAUGCAAUACCGUCAUUAGAUGAAUAUAUGGAAAAUGCAUACAUAUCUUUUGCCUUAGGACCCAUUUGUCAUAUAACAACCUAUUUUCUUGGAAUAACAUUGCCUGAAGAAAUAAUGCUAGGGCCACAAGUACAUAAACUAUUUAAGCAUGUUAGUCUGGUUGGACGACUUUUUAAUGAUCUUCGAUCUUUCAAGAGAGAACGCGAACAAGGUAAAUACAACAGCAUAUCGCUACGUGUACUUCAUAGUCAAGGGAACAUGACAGAAGAAGAAGCUAUUGAAGGUGCAAAACGAGACAUUGAGAUGUAUAGCAAAGAAUUGCUACUACUCACAGUGCAAAAGGAAGAGAAUCCGCUUCCAAAACCUUUUAGGGAGUUGUUUUGGAACUUCAGUAACUCAUUGCACUACUUUUACGUUGACAAUGAUGGCUACUCAAAUCCCAAAAAUAAAAUGGCCAGUGAUGCAAAAAUUGCUUAUCUGGCACUACAAGUGGAUAGUAGAUACUCAGUUAAGUCUGGCUACUACAAAUACCUUGAGUUUCAUAUGAAAGGGCCCAAAGAGGGAGAUCAACCCUCUCCGUCCAACUUAGUCCUUUCAAGAAAGGACUGGAAUAACUUUUGGCAAAUGAAUAUUCCAAAUACGAUUCGUUUCUUCAUUUGGAAAUCCUUUCACAAAGGCAUUCCGGUCUUAGAGGCCUCGAAUUUUUGCCUAAAAAUGAACCUCAAUUACCCGCGCCAUUGCCUAAGAAAGGAGACUCCAUCAUCUCUUUUUCGUCUUUGGAGAAGGAGGAAAAGGACAUAUUGGUUAAUAUUUGGGUCUUUAUUAUAUGGUAUAUUUGGAAAGCCAGGAAUUCAAAAAUCUUUCAACCAAAUUCCUGAACAGUACACGAGCCGCCAUGCCUUGCAAAAUAGGAAGGAGUUUGAUGAUGCUCAAUCUUAG